Guyanagaster necrorhizus is the source of this 959-nucleotide messenger RNA. RefSeq names its product RNA-binding domain-containing protein. Bases 15 to 959 code for a protein of 314 amino acids. NCBI's taxonomy places the organism in Eukaryota, Fungi, Basidiomycota, Agaricomycetes, Agaricales, Physalacriaceae. The transcript has 4 exons. The record is from RefSeq and is a predicted model, not a curated record. Gene Ontology annotation, molecular function: RNA binding.
CUUGGAAUUCUACCAUGAGUAAGUCACUCAGCCCCUCAGAUGCAUCUUCAAAUUGGCGUUCGAAAGCUAAUAUUGACUCGUUGCCAUCGCCAUCCUCUUUUCCUGGUAAAAAACAGCGCUUUACCGGCAAUUAUCAUUCUCGCCAGCAGCCUGCCUUUCAUAGUGGCGCAAAUUUUGAAUCUCGUCCAUUCGAACCUUCAAACGCCAAGAAAUCAUUGCCAGUGCAGAAAGCUGAAGAUCACCGGGAGAAUGACAGCGGCGCUCUGCAGGCCAUUGAAGAGGGUCGCCGUUUAUAUGUGGGGAAUCUUCCUUACAUGGCGAAGGAGCAGGACGUCCUGUCGUUAUUUGGAGGAGACGGUUACAGCGUAAAACGAAUUGAUAUCUCCAUCGACCCUUUCACAGCCCGGAACCUCUCGUAUUGCUUUGUCGAUCUUGGGAGCAGGGAGGAAGCAACUCGUGCCAUGGCAGACCUCAACCAGCGCGAAUUUCUGGGCAGGCCACUGAAGAUUGGUCCAGGCAAGGCGAAGAAGGGAUCAAGACCACCUUUAUCGUCAAAACCUAUCCCCCUUGUGUUCGAGGGCUGGCGCGAAUCAAAUGCGUCAGACCACUGGGAAGGAUAUGCUGCCCAGGGGAGGCGAUUGUACGUUGGCGGACUACCGACGAUGGCUUCCCAUCGUGUCGUCAACGAGAACAUACGUGAGCUUUUCCGUGGCUUUCAACUGGAGGCGGUGAGCAAGAUGAUUUCUCCGUCCGUCCACAGGCCUGGUCCGCGCAACCACUUUUAUGUCUUCGUGGAUUUUACCGAUGCCACGGAAGCAGGGCAAGCCGCGGAAAAGUUGGACGGUACAUUGGCGUUUGGGGGUAGAAUUCGAGUGAGCGAGAAAGAUGGGAGGAAGGGAAGGAAAGGAAUAAUUUCCCAGUAUUGGAGCGCGAUGACGAAUGAUCCAGAAUAUGAUUGA